GGAACGGGUGUGUGAGCCCACCUGGUGCUGGCAGCAGCAUCUGAGCAUCAUCUCACGCUGUCAUACGUGAGCUUGUGAUGGUGCUCGAGGCAUGCGAAUGUGCUGAAGGGAACAGCAAUGUGAUGGACAGAUCUUCCCGGCAGCUUUCAGCAGCCCACCCUCUAUCACUCGGGAUUUACAUCCGCACCACCGUCUCCAGGCACUGCUCCAAAGGCAGAAAUAGCACACGUCUCAUUAACGACACGGCUCAAAGCGUGCUCCUGCCAGCAGGUCACUGCGGGGGCUCGGGCCUGGGUCCAGUUUCAGGUCAAAGAGAAGCAGAGCGUGUGCAGACGGUGGCAGUGGGAAAAGGGAAUCAGUAACCCGGUGCCGGGGAUCUCUGUGCUGCGAGACUGCAGCCUGAUGCCGUCCUGUGGCCCCAGUGGGGCUGAUGGGCUGGGGGAUGCAUGGCCGGCACCCCAUAGGGACAUCCCCUGGGUGCAUUCCGUGCUGUUAGCAGUGCUGCUUUGCCCCCUCCAUCUGCAAACUCCCCGCCCCGGGAUCCCUCCGCUGCAGGUGAUGCGUUGCACGGGCGGUGCCGGUGUGCAACCGUGCGUGUGUGUGUGUGUGUGUGCACACGUGUGUGCACGUGUGUACCCCCGGGGCAGCCGCCGCUACGUGUGCACGUGUGUGCGUGCAGCGCCGGGAGCACCGCGGGGUCCCACCGCCCUCCCCUCCCUCCGCCGCGGCUGCACCGGCACCGGGGACCCGGCGGGGGGCGGCGGCUCCAUGGCGUCCCCGCGGGCGGCGGAGCUGCGGAGCCCGGGCGAAGCGGCGGCGGCGGACGGGGGCGGCCCGGGGGGGCUCGGCCCGGCUCCGGGCCCGGGGCUGGCGCUGGCGCUGGGCUGCGCGCUGAGCGGGGCAGCGCUGGUGGUGCUGGCGGGGGCUGUGCCGCGGGCGGCGCGUCCCGACCCGACCGUACCGGCGCGGCAGAUGGAGCGGCUGGAAGAGAGGGCGGCGCGGCUCCGCGCCCGCCUCGACCGCUGCACGGUGGCCGGGCUGGCCCUGCUGGCCCUGGGGGGGCUGCUGCUCGCCGCCCUCCUGCUGGCCGCCGCCGCCGCCCGCCGCCGGGCCCGCGCCGCCCGCCGUGCCGGGAGCACCUACGGCUCCGUGCGGCUGCGGCUGCGGCGGGUGUCGGCCGAGGGGGCCCAGGCGCUGCUGGAGAGCCAGCUGAGCCCCCCGCCCCAGCAGCACCCCGAGGGAUCCGGAUCGUAGCCCCGCACACCGGCACCCCCCUCGCCGCACCGCAACAUCGAUGCCAUUGGGGAGGCUUCGCCAUCGGACACCCUCCUUGCCCCUCCCGGGACGGGGUCCUGUCCCGCAGCACCGGGACCGCCUUCCACCAGCAGCGGGGUGACGGCACUGCGAGACGCCCGUGGGAUUUCCAUGCCCUGUGCCGGGCUGGACGCGAGGCCGAGCUCCUCUUUGGGAUGUAGCAUCUGAAUUUCUGCCAUCAGCAACCUUUCGUAGCAAUAGUUUCCUGUAAAACUCUGUGCUGUAGAGUUGGCGCUUGCACCGCUCUGAGCAGAAGAGAAGGGGACCUCAACGUGACCGCCAUCCACGGGGCCACCUCCUCCUGACCUGCAGCCUUCACAUCCCACGAGAGCAGGAUGAAGGCUGGGACCCCCCACCCCCGUGCCUAACAUCCCACCAGCAGCCCCACAACGGCCUCAGAAACCAGGGUGCUCUGUCUGGAGGAGAGAGGAUAACUCGCCGUGCGCAGCGUGGUCCUUCUUUUCCUGUUUUAGAGAAGCAGCUCUGCCCCACUGGGGUGCCUUUGUGCUGCUCACAAGAGCCAUUGUGUGCAGCGCGAAGGUAACAUUGCAUCUCGGGAAUUAAACAUGAAGCAUCAUUAAAGCA
Molecule: messenger RNA, 1899 nt
Organism: Gallus gallus (chicken)
Lineage: Eukaryota; Metazoa; Chordata; Aves; Galliformes; Phasianidae
Gene: TMEM74B
Product: transmembrane protein 74B
Exons: 2
Coding region: 403-1254 (283 amino acids)
Source: RefSeq, a predicted model, not a curated record